GCACGGCGCAGAUGGAGCUGGGGUAGAACGGAAGCGAGGGGAGGCCGAAGCUUCAGCCAGGGUGGGCUGGGCGUGGGGAAAGGCAGGAUGCAGUAGAGGAACUGACCGAGGUCGGUCACGGGAGUCCCAGGCCAGCGUCUCAGAAUGGGUAGUCCCUCUCCUAACCCCCCGGCUCUCCCCUUCCUGUUGUUGCUGUUCCUCUCGGUGCUGAAAGUGCUGAGCGCAGGGGCACCAUCUUUGUUGUACCAGCUCACUGCAGUGUCAGUUGCACCUCAGGGGACCCCCAGGUUCUGGGCCUCAGGAUGGCUGGGUCCCCAGCUCUUCCUGACCUAUAGCUCUGGGGGCAAUGCUGAGCCCUGGGGGGCCUGGCGCUGGGAAUCUCAGGAGUCCUGGUUUUGGGAGAAGGAGACAUGGUAUCUGAAGACCCAGGAACGAUUGCUGCGGGAAGCCUUGAGGCUUUCUAAGAAUCAGGGGGCUCACACUUUUCAGGGCCUGGUGGGCUGCCAACUGGAGGCCGACAACUCAUCUCAACAUACUGCUCGAUAUGCCCUGGAUGGGGCCGAACUCUUGACCUUUGACCCUGUGCACAGAGUUUGGUUGGGAGACUCUCUGGAGGCCCAGAUUGUGAAGAAAAGCUGGGCCAAUGAGAGCCAGCGGGCUGAGAAGGAGUCUGAGUUCCUGCUCACCACCUGUCCCCAGAAGCUGAAAAGUCACCUGCAGAAGGGUCAGGGCAACUUCCGGUGGAAAGAGGCCCCUGAGGUGCGAGCCAGAAGCCAUGUCGAGCCAGGGUCCGCCUGGUCCACCCUCACUUGCCAGGCCUUCUCCUACUUUCCACCGGAAUUGGAGUUCACCUUCCUUCGAGAGGGGAAGCCAGAGCCCUACUCCAUGAGGGGUGUGGAGCAGUGGCCCAAUGGGGAAGGAGCCUUUCAUUCCCAGGUCAUUCUUCGGGUCCCCUUUGGGGAUGAGAGCCAAUACAGCUGCAUGGUCCAACACCCUGCACUAGCCAGCUCCAUCACUGUGAACUUCGAGGCAUCUGGCGGACUACCCUUGCCCAUCAGACUCAGCCUGGUAGUAGGCUCCUUGCUCUUCUUGGUAUCCCUGGCAGGCGUGGUGACUUUCGUGGUGAUGUGUAGGAGGAGAGGGGAACGCCCAGCUCCCUGGAUUUUCCGGCGUCGUGCAGGGGACGACGUGGGGGCCCUGCUCUCAGCCCCAGGCUCUGCCCAGGACCCCAGCCCCUAAGAUCUGGGAGUCCUGCCUGUCUGCUGCCGACCACCUCCGGCUUUCUGUACCCUUGCUACUUUGCUGGGAAUGUGACCUCCGGAUGGAGUCCUGUCUCCCUCCCCCUUCCCAUCCCCUUCCAGGCAGCCCUCCUGGAUUUCACCUCUGACAGUACAGAAAUGUUGAUCUGUUCCUCUCUCCCAAACACAAAACAAGAUAUUGGGUCCACGUC
Dromiciops gliroides (monito del monte) is the source of this 1450-nucleotide messenger RNA. It is a transcript of the gene FCGRT, whose product is annotated as Fc fragment of IgG receptor and transporter. Gene Ontology annotation, biological process: immune response. Gene Ontology annotation, cellular component: external side of plasma membrane. The transcript has 7 exons. The record is from RefSeq and is a predicted model, not a curated record. Lineage: Eukaryota; Metazoa; Chordata; Mammalia; Microbiotheria; Microbiotheriidae. Bases 145 to 1239 code for a protein of 364 amino acids. Gene Ontology annotation, molecular function: beta-2-microglobulin binding.